Molecule: messenger RNA, 433 nt
Organism: Schizophyllum commune H4-8
Lineage: Eukaryota; Fungi; Basidiomycota; Agaricomycetes; Agaricales; Schizophyllaceae
Exons: 1
Coding region: 138-380 (80 amino acids)
Source: RefSeq, a predicted model, not a curated record
UACUAGUGGGACUCGUUCGACGUUCGACGACUUUGCUCUCCCCUGUCAACAAACGCUUUCCUUUACCAUGCGUUCGUCGUCUAUGCAUAUCCUUGCUGUUCGUUCAUGCUGCGAUAACGUCUUUUCAUCCUAUUAUUAUGGGCUUUUUCCUCUUUCUCCUUGUCAGCGCUGACUUGACUGAUACCUAUUCGUGUGUUACCCCUCCCUCCAUGUUACCCUCUCUCGCUGACCACCAGAUAAUCGUUCCUCUCGACGCUUCGUUUCUAGUUGUUAUCUGGGGUGUACUUCUGCCUUCUCCAGCUACCUGUACAGCGUCGCUCUUCCUUACUAUUUGUUGGCUAUGCGACGGGGCCAUAUACACAGUACACACUCCUUGGUAAUGUUCAUCGCUUUCUCCUGUCUCUGAAGGCAGAGGAUGGAAAAUAGUUUCCAC